AUGCAGCCGAUACAACGCAUGCCAACCAUGCCGUUGGCACCGAUUUCACGAACUUGGCGAUCGCAACAGGUCUUGCGGAAGUGGCAAGUGAAUGGGUUGUUGAAUGGGAAUGGGCCGGGUUCCGUGGUCAGUUCAGCCCUUUCCCUUCCCUCUGCGGCAUUCAUCGCGUCCAUUGCAUCCAUCGCUGUCCCCAAAUCUGUCCAGCGACAGUCAAACAAAUCUGAUGGGUUCCAGCUCCGAGAAAUUUUCAAAGAUGUUGAUUUUCCUGAAGAAUUCGGUGGACGGCAAAGGAUUGAAUAUGCACUUUGGCUGGCAUGGAGAAGAAUGGGAAAUCCUAAACCACCAGCGAAAGAGGUCAAGGAAUGCUUUGCCUUCUUUAAUGCUUGUUCCAAACAACUUGGGCGGCGACAGAUUCUGGUCGAUGCAGCAGGAGGCCAUGGUGGAAUCGCGUUGGUUUUUCGAGCUUUUCGCAAAGUGGAGAGGGCGGUGGUUGUGGACCUCUACGAGCCCCAGAGUUUUGAGAAUCUCCGGGCUGCAUGGCUGCCAGAUGAAUCUCCAGAAGUGGUGCAAUUUCGUGCUGGUGACAUCAGCGAAACUGGUUGGUUGGCCUCUUUUUUGGAGAAGGAAGAAGUGGAUGCGAGCCAAGUGAUGGUGGUGGCUUGCCAUGCUUGCAGUCUGCUUUCAGAUGAGUUGAUACGUGAAUGCGUGGAGUGCAAGGUGGAAUUUGCCAUCAUGCCAUGUUGUCAGGGAGAGGAAAGUCGCAAGGGCAUGAUGAUGCUGAAUACUGCGAAGAACCUGAACAUACCGCAUGGGACACUGAUCGAUAUUGCCCGACUUGGCGUUAUUGAAGCAAGCCCGGGAUACAAAGCAACCAUGAAACGUAUUGAUGAAAAUAUCACACCCCAAAAUCGCAUCUUGAUUGGUCUUCGUGAAACAACUGAAGAUAUUGAGAGACGACAAUCUGACAAACAACGUUUUUUGCAGAAGAUGGCGAGAAAGUACAGACACGUUGCGUGGCGCCCAGGCCAAAAAAAUCCUCACAAUUUAGAUUGCUCUGAGGCCAGACAAAUGGCAGCAGUUGAUAUUCAGGCGUUUGAAGCCAUCGACAAAGCAGAAGAGGAUCCACCAGACGAUGAACAUGAACAUGUGGAAGUGCCGCGGGUGUCUCAGCCCAAUAGCCGUGUACAGUCCAACUGCGAGACCGCGUCCAGUGGAUGGAGCUGGGCGGAAGCACUGUUUUUCAAGGCCAACUGCGUCUCCGCGAAGGGUACCUUCUGUGCCACGCACACAGAGGACCUGUGGCGCAAAAGUUCAAAUGCUGCACCUCUUCCAUCGGUCGCCUUAGAAGGACCAGCAGACUUGCCAAAGUCUCAAGCUGUUGCGAUACUACCGCUGCAAAGGAAGAGGCCUUCGGGGGAAUCAACGGAAUCAACCACAGGGUCCAAUUCCGUGCCGAAGGAGAUGUCCAAGGCGCGCCACGCCAUCGCCCGAGAAUCUCUGCUACCUCCGGAUGUCCCAGCAGAUGCACGCUGGGACUUGUGGCCUGCCUUGCCCAUAGCUCCAUAUGAACGUCGACGCACCAUUCUGCAGGAGUACCUUCCAGGGGAGCUUUGGGGUCUCGAACAGAAGCUGGGUCUUCUCUAUGUGCACGUGCCCAUCCGCAUGACAGUUCUUCGCCUGAACGACGGAGGCUUAUUGGUUCACGGUGCCGUGGCACCAACUCCCGAGUGUAUCUCCAUGUUGCGGCAGCUGGAAGCUACGCAUGGCAAAGUGCGGUUCUUGAUUUUACCAACUGUCGCUGUUGAGCACAAAACCUUUGCUGGGCCUCUGGCUCGUCAACUUCCAGAGGCUGAGGUUUGGUAUGCUCCAGGUCAAUAUUCGGUACCAUUUCAGCUGCCUUUGGAAUUUCUGGGCUUUCCUUUGUCUCGCCUCCAUGAACUGCCACGAAGUAGCAAGGGUGCGGACUUGCCAUGGGGCUCUGAAUUAGAGCACGAAGUGCUGGGCCCCGUGGGCAAGGACCCCUCCACUGGGGCUUUCUGCGAAGUGGCCAUGUUUGUGCCACGACUUCGGUUGCUGCUACUGACAGAUUUGCUGAUCUCAAUUCCAAGGUCGCCUCCUGAUAUUCUACUGGAGGAUCCUCGACCUUUACUCUUCCAUGCCAGAGAUGGUCCGCUUGAGCCGAUCGAAUCUGAUUCCCAAGCCUUGCAACGAGGAUGGCAGAGGAUUGUGAUCUUCUCCCUUUUCUUCCAGUCGGGCGCCAUCAACGUCCAAGGCGUUGGCGAAGCGUUUCAGGAUGCGUCCAAGUCCUUGGCGCCCGAGUUGGGAUGGGCAGGUCUCCUGCCCUGGACCUAUCGAGAGGACUGGCAACAGGCCUUUGAAGCUGUCAGUGGCGGUGUGCUGGUGCCGCCCAUUUUACAAGCGCUGGUGCUGAAUCGAGGGGAGCGUGAUGCGCAGGUCUUGCGGAAGUUUGUGGAAGACGUUAGCCGCUGGCCCUUCGAACGGAUGCAGUCCUUGCACUUCGAUGGCUUGACGCCCUGCGGACCUGGGGAGUGGACCAGCGCCUUUCGACGCUUCCUGGACGAACCCGUUCUGCCCUUUGGCACCCUGGGACCUGCGCCAAGGGGGAAGGAUGCAUGGCCACCAGGGCAGUUUGGUGAGUUUGUUGAAGGGCCCUUAGGCUUUGUCGUGGCCCGACCGGGAGCCAUACUCCAAGCCUUUCGCCUGGCCAAGCUGCAGGCUCUGUUGAUGAGCUACCGACCUUCAACUGCCUUUGAAGUCGAGAUUGAGGACUUGAGGGCUGAACUGGACGAUUUGAGAGGUGAGGUGAUUCGCUUGAAGCGUGAGAUAAGGGAGCUCAGGCGGGCAGUUGCCGCAUCUUCUGAACUGGGCGGCGGAGAUCGUAGUGAUUCAAGAGAGGUGAGCUACUCCGACAGCAGAGCUCCUUCUCAGAGGUCCCCGCAUUUCUCGCCUCAGCAAUCCCCUGUGCCAGAUAGGGCACCAUCUGUGGCUGAAACCAACGGACCCACUACACCUUCAAAUCCGGGCACUCCUUUGACCUGGAUUGAGCGUGAGGAGAUCUGUGACGAGAUUGGGCGGUUUAUUGCCCGCAGCUUGGAAGGUACCCAUCGAGGCUCCAGUGGCCGUGACAAGCUUCCUUUUUCGAGCCGAAUCUGGCUUGUGGCAAGGGAUUUUGAGGGACAGAUCUACACACCUGUGCGAGUUUUUCGCACUUGGACUUCAGCAAAGCGCCUGGUGAAACCCAACAACCUGGACCCGGGUGACAGCGUGUUUGUUGGGCUCCCCUCGGAGCGAGAGGCUAAGCGGGUCGUGCACAGUGGUGCGGUGGAAGAGUGUUAUCCCAUUGGCCUCUGGAUAGUUGAUCCCGAGGCUGGCUGUCCCAGUGUGCAAGUAAUUCAGAUUUGCGUUUUUGAAGGAAAGCUUUUGGUUGCCAUCCCCUUUGCUGCUUGGAAUCGCGCUGUGUCGAAGCGCAUCAUCCCUGCGGGUGCCUUGUCGAAGCCUACGUUGAUUGAAGUGCAGGCCGCAGAUUUGGAGAACCCUUCAGUUCCGCUGGACGACCAGUUCCUUAAGCUAUGGGUCGGAUUUCUACGACCAGAGUAUGCAGACUUGCUGGAGAUUGUGGAGGAGGCGGACUGCGACUUCUGCUUCACUGUGGGCGAAGUUCAAGCUCGGCCCUAUGCUCCAGGGCUGGUGGGUUUGGCUCAGGAGCACUUCGCAUUCUUCUCGGCGGACGGUGUCGACGGAGCCCCUCUCAGCGGCGGCCACCACAACGACAGCGAGCUGCUCGAGGAGGGCGAUGCUGGUUCCCCUCUUAAUGCCCGCACUGGUCGCUUGGAGGAAGCCCUUCACGACAUCACCAAGGAGAUGAAGAAGUUGUCAUCUGUGAAGCCGCAGACUGUGCCGAAGCGGAAGGCAAAGUCGAAGUCGCCGGCUGGAGUGUCAGCAAAACGGCGUGCUGGGCCGACUUCCGAGUCCCUGGACAUCAAGGAAAACCUCCAGCAGAUGCAGCAGCUCAUGGCUCGUGGGAAGCCUGCUAUGAAGGUGAAGGACAUGAAUCCGAACCUGGCGGUGGACGACGCUCUUUCAGAGGAUGACGUUGUCCCGGCCGAAGAAGGCCUGCAAGGAUCUGGCUUGGGAGAAGAGUGCGACCCGCUUUCGACGUCGCUUGAGAAGCUCACAGCUAUUGUCGAAAUCUUGUCGGAGGAGAAGAAGAAGAAGGCAGCAUCAAGCAGCCUUGACAAUGCCCUCGAUGGUUCCUACGGAUUGUCCGGAGAUGCCUCUGCAGUGCAAGCUUCUGGCAAGAAGGCGGCUGCAGCCAGGAGGAGCCUACGAGUUGCAUUCGAACGCAGCCCUCAAGAGAUCUACGCUUUGAUCGAGCGGCUCAUGCAAGAGGACCUUAGCUCGCAGACGUUGGGGCCCGGACAGCAUCCAGUAGGCCUCAAUGCGAGGGCCUGGACCGAGUUUCGGUCGAGGAUUGGAAACUACAGGACCAACGUUUACUGCUCUUGGAGUGCAGCUGGGAUCCUCGACUCGCUGACAGCUGGCGACACUGCGAAGGCAAGAGCGAGGGCCUGUUUGCUUCUCUUGAUGCUCGACCAGGCCUCCAUCGACUCUGGAUCUUGGACUUUGGCGGGCGAGCUCUCCCUGGAAGGGGCUCCCCCCUUCUCCUCCUUCGCAAAGCAUACGCAGCCUGCUGUGCGAGAUGGCGAGAGCCCUUUUUCUCGCCUGUUGGAUCCGAGGUGGGCAGAGCUGGCAAUGAUUCACUUGGAGGACACCGAGAAGUACCUCACCAAACGGAAAGCUUUGGGAAGGACGCCACAGCAGCAGGGCCAGAAAGAAAGCAGCACCGAGGAAGGCGCCAUGAUGGUGUUUUCUGCUGGUGAUGGCAUUGGUGAUGCGGCUCCUUUGAGGCAGUGGUCAGUGGUCAAAAUGUUUGUGCACUUUACAACUGAUGGCAAUACACCAGAAUUUGUGGACGCAGAUUCCAUGGGGCGCGCUGCUUCAAAGAUUGAGGGCUUCAAAGGAAGUCUGGACGACUCUGAAUUGAAGUGCAGUGUGGAUGUUGGCUGCGUUGAUGCUGAGGUUGACUCCAAUGUGAAGUCACUGAUUGCGUCACGAGCUUGGAUGAUGUCGGUGUGCCUCCUCGAGUUCAUGUCAGAGCCUCUGGUAGGGAAGGAUCGAGCUGUUUCAGAAGAUGGCGAACUGCGGCCUGCUACAGUCGCUGGCCUGCGAACAUGGUCGACCGUGGGCAGAGCAAAUGGUGCGCUGCAAUGGCGAGCGCAUCUGCCCUCAGCUCCCUUUGCGCUGGCCCACAGCAUGUCUUGGUUUGUGAUGGUGAAGGCCUUAAGGACUAUUUCUUCCGGCUUGUUGUCAAUGAGGAAAGAACUGCAGAUUGGUGCUGUGGUUGAUUACCUGGUUAUGCUGGAGCAUGUCCUUCGCACCGACUAUGACAACGGGCUUGGGGAGGAUGAGCGCUAUGUGAGCGGUUUGAGGCUGAAAGCGGCCUCUGAUGGGUACGCGGCUGCAAAGCUUGUCAAUAACCCCAUGAAGCCCUGUCGAGGUGAAGCCUGCUCCAAAUUUUGGGGCUUUUGCAUAGACGGCAGCAAGGGGCUCCUUUGCGCCAGCCAACGCAGGUUAUGGCCUUGCAUUGUCAUCACCGUACGUGUGGAGGCUCUUGGGCUAUGUACGGUUGGACUGCUUGAUAGCUUAGCUGGAUUUUGGGUUUCGUUGUUAGGAGUGCGGAGACGGCUCUACAGUGCCAUGGAGCUGUUUUCUGAACCCCUUGCCACUGAGCUCACCAUGAGAGCAGUCACAUGCCUGUCGCCAAACAUGUUGGCGGAGCUGACCUCCUUGGAUGUUUUGGGCACACUAGGGGACGAUGACCUGCGAGCUGGAUUUGCUGACUUUGUGAUCGCUACUGAUGCGAACACUCAAUGGAUGGCUGCUUUCACGCCUUCGAUGGCGCCUGAAAUAACCCAUGAGCUUGCAAGGCAUAGCUUGCGAAAAGGGAUCUGGGCGAAACUGUUCCCUCGUGGAAAUGCUCUGCUGAGAGAACACGGCAUUUUGGCCGAACAUGAUGAGGUGCCCAAGGAUGGCUUCAGGUCACACCCACUUUGGGACCUGAUCGCCAGAGCUUGGCCCUACCGUGAGUGCUGGUGGCGAAGAAUUAGGCUUUUGACCGCUGGAUGGCGACAGUUGGAGCUCUUGGUGGUGCCAGUGACUUGCCUCUUUGCUGCCUUUGUGGUAUCCGAUGCUGCCUUGGCAGGCAGCUUGAGAAGGGAGCCCACGCCUGCGAGAGCUCCCUGGGUUCUAUGCUUUGAGAUCUACCACAGUGAUGCUGAAGGUCUUUUGAAGCCGGAAGUUUGCCACCUGGCGUUUGACCUUGUGCGGCUACAUGCAGUACUUGCUUGCGCGGCCGCGCCUGUGUGCUCCAGCUUCUCUGUGGCUGUCACGCCACCGGUGCGAAGCGCCAAGCUUCCACGUGGCAUGCCAGGGCUACGCCUUACUAUGAGGCAGAAGGUGAAGGAUGCCAACUUUCACAACGAUUUCCUUGCUGACCUCGUGUGCGAGUUGGAGACCGAAGGCCACACGGAUCGCGAAUACGCGAUUGGUUGGCCGAACGAUGCCGUGCUGUGCGCUAGUUUGCGGCCAGGUGAGUCCAUGAACCCUGGGCCCAGAACUUUGGGCCCCUCAUACCGCCCUCCCUUGGGCAAAGCCUUCUGCCUGUGGCCUUGCUUGGUGUUGCCCAACUACUUGGCAGCCGACGGCAUUGCAUUGGUUGGUCUACGUGGCGUCUACUUCGCCUACCAGCCCUUUGUUGCAUUCUGCUCUGCUGCUGCUUUGGGCGAAGCUGAGCAGCUGUUCGACAAAGUUAAAGAACAGAAGGGGGCCUUGGACCGAGAGGUGGCGUCAGCUCUCGCCAAGGCCCAGGAAGGCCGACAACCAUCUCCAGCAAAUCAUCGGACCCUGAAAUUCUACCCGCAGCCGGCUGAUGAUCGAUCAGCGAGAUUGGUCGAUGUCAUCGAGCACGGCUACGAGGUGCUCAUCGUCCGGAGAGAACCGUCUCCGACGCCCAAGUGUCCAGCGGAUAUGUUGCAAACACCGAGAAGCAACCAUUCAGGAGAGCUCCUGAUUCCGGUGGCUGCAUCGCCGGUCAGUGGUGAAAAAGAGGCCCGAGCCAUGGCUGCAGACAUGGCUUCAGUCAUCGCACACAACAAGGCUGGAGUGGUGAUCAAGAACACCUUUCUCGAGGUGGGAGAUCAAAUCUCAAAUUUUCAUGACUGGCGAAGGCAGAUGUCAGAGCCCGUGAAAAUUUACACCAGUGUAGAUCCCGAUGAGGACUACGAUGAAGCCGAAGAGGGUGAGGCAGAGGUUCCCGAAGAGAUGCCUCCGCUGCCCUUUGCUAUGGCUCCACCUUCGACCUCCUCGACACAUCCAGGGUCAGGGCACCUUCAACCGACUAUGGGUGUGUUGGAUCCUGGUGCUUUGCCACAAUCCCCUGGCUUUGAGGCUUCGCCACCACCAUAUGUGCCACGGCAAAGCAGCCAGGUCAAGGAGCAGAGUGCAAAUAAGGUGUCGCGCCAGGGACCAGGCAUCAACGCGUUGAAGAACAAUGACAUCACCAGCAAGGAACCACCUUGGAAUGAUGUAACAACGGUGAUGAUGAGAAACCUGCCCAACAAGUACAGACAACAGAUGCUGUUGGACGAAUUGGCGGACGCUGGUUUCCGAGUGCAGUCCGACUUUGACUUUUUCUACCUUCCGAUGGACCACAGCAAUGCUGCAAAUCUUGGCUAUUGUUUUAUUAACUUCACGGAGCCGGCCUUGGCGAACUCCUUCGCCGCAGCCUUCCAGGGCAAGAAGAUGCGACGCUUCAACUCCCACAAAACGGUGGUGGUGAUGCCCGCCUCCAUUCAGGGAUAUGACAGGAAUUACAAGUACUACUCCUCGACUAGAGUCGCACAGGCUGAGGAUCCGGCUUACCGGCCUCUCUUCCUCAGACAUCCUGACGACUCUCAGGACAGAAAAGGUGCUGGUCGAGGGGGCAAAGGCGGAGACAAAGGGCGUGGCAAGAAGGGCUCCAAGGGCUCCAAAGGACCUCAAGAUGGGAAGGGAGUGGAGGCUUUUGGACGCCUUGCCUUUAUGGGCCUGGAAGACCCUAAUUCACAGGGAGAGUGGUCUAUGGCGACGGAUCAGAUGCCGUGGCAGCCGCAAAUGAUGCCAGCUCAGUUUCCGGGCUGCGGCGGCUGCGCAGCCCCCUGCGCAGCUCCAUGCGGGGGUCGAAGCGGCAACACUGUGACCUGCACAAACUGUGGCAACGCAUGCUCUGCAGAACACAGGUUCUGUUCGGGCUGUGGGAAUCCCGUGAAAGCCGGAACAGGUGGUCUCGGUGCAGGUGGUCCAACUGCCAUGGGAAAAGGUGGUCCUUGUGCAGGACCGCCCAUGAAUGGGGCCAUGAUGCCAUCGAUGGCUGGUUGCCCUGUUUGGGGCUGCUGCCCCUGUCCGAUGAAUAUGCGAGCGGAUGCUCCAACGUUCAUGCCAGUUAUGGGAGAGGAUGAUGGCAACCAGCAGCAGACGACUCCCCAGAUGACCGACUCGGUGAACACGGAGCUUGAUGUGAUGCGUGGACGUUUAAUGUUGAUUGCUGCACUCAAGGAUAUCGAGCAGAGAGACUCCGAGAACGCUCGUGGAAAAGACGAGAAUGUCGCUUGGUUGGCCUGA
Molecule: messenger RNA, 8739 nt
Organism: Cladocopium goreaui
Lineage: Eukaryota; Dinophyceae; Suessiales; Symbiodiniaceae
Source: the annotation of a GenBank genome assembly